AUCACAAACUCUUUUCUGACCACUUAUAAAAGAUGAUAGAAUUUGCAGAAAACUAUAUCAGCCAAAAGCUCAUCACAUAAGGAAUUAACUCAGCUUCUGAAAAUACCUUCCUUUCUUGUAUCCAGUUUUAACACCAGCAGCAGCAGGAUGUCAAAUAUUUCAUCAAAUUCUCUCCCAGCUGUUGAUGACAGUAAAUCCUCCCUGGCUUUUCUCGCUCCUCUUGAAGCAAUUCUGUUUGAUAUCGAUGGAACAUUGUGUGAUUCAGAUCCCCUCCAUUAUCACGCUUUCCGCGAAAUGCUUCAAGAAGUAGGCUAUAAUGGAGGGGUUCCUAUCUCUGAGGAAUUCUACAGUGAACAUAUUAGUGGAAAGAAUAAUGAGUAUCUUUGCGGUACCAUCUUUCCCGAUUGGGAAAUCAAAAGAGCAAGAAAAUUCUUGGAAGAUAAGGAAGCCUUUUUCCGAAGAUUGGCAUCUGAAGAAUUGGAACCUGUCAAGGGCCUUGACAAGUUGUGCAAAUGGAUUGAAAAGCAAGGCUUGAGACGGGCUGCAGUGACAAAUUCUCCACGAGCAAGUGGGGAGCUAAUGAUAUCAUCAUUAGGGCUCACAGACUUCUUUGAAAUUCUUGUUAUUGGAAAUGAAUGUGAUCGAGCAAAACCAUUUCCAGACCCUUAUUUGAGGGCUCUUGAAACACUUAAAGUGUCACAUGAGCAUACUUUUAUCUUUGAGGAUUCCGUUUCAGGAACAACAGCUGGAGUGGCAGCUGGAAUGCCAGUUGUUGGUAUAGCUACAAGGAAUCCUGGGACGUCAUUGAUUAACGCUGGAGUCUCCUUUGUUAUUAAAGAUUUUGAGGACCCGAAAUUGUGGGAAGCACUGGAAAAGUUGGAGAAGAAGCCAGAGGCAACGGCAGAGGCAAUAACAGUUGCAAUUGCAACUCCAACUCCCAGUAAUAUAUAACCUUAUAUAUUGUGAUUCUGUUCUGGUACGCUAUUCAGGCAUUCGAACAUCUCAAUCUUGUUGUAUACGAGUAAAAGAUUAUUAGCAAGCACAGUUGUCAAAUGACUCUUCUUUUGACGACUCGUGAAUAAAAGCAACGUGAUAGUAUUUCUUCUUUUUUUCA
Messenger RNA from Pyrus x bretschneideri (Chinese white pear), 1114 nucleotides. Its product is annotated as haloacid dehalogenase-like hydrolase domain-containing protein Sgpp. Bases 148 to 951 code for a protein of 267 amino acids. The record is from RefSeq and is a predicted model, not a curated record. Lineage: Eukaryota; Viridiplantae; Streptophyta; Magnoliopsida; Rosales; Rosaceae. The transcript has 5 exons.